Molecule: messenger RNA, 2599 nt
Organism: Linum trigynum
Lineage: Eukaryota; Viridiplantae; Streptophyta; Magnoliopsida; Malpighiales; Linaceae
Source: the annotation of a GenBank genome assembly
GCCGAUUUUGCGCCCUACUAUUUAGUUUGUGAACGGAGUAUUUAGUAACACCCCAACAUUUCUAAUUGUGUAUCUUAAAGACUAGUUAGCUUAAUUUAUUUGACUUCAUUUCCAAUUCGCAACGUGUAACCUCUGAUGUAAACCAAAGGGCAAUUUCUUCUUCACCAAGUAGUCCCAUAACUGGGAGGGUUGGAGAUCAUCACAGGGUGAACUGUGAUGAUACUGGAAUAUUCUUCUUCUCAUAAUCAUAACUGAACCACAAAGUACAUAUUUAUAAGAAAACGUAGGAAAACCUAAUAGCUAACCUUAUCCUACUCUAUCAGGUAACAAAUAACUGACUCAAUAAGACACAAUAAACUGAUACGAAUAUCCCUAAAUAAUCACAAUAACAUGACAGCUAACUAAUAAUAAUAUCCUAACGACUAAUCCAAACUCGGCACCAAGGCUCAAGGAUAUUAUACUGCAUCAAGAAUAUACUUCCACCAAAAAACAUCCAUACGGUAUUUUUGUUCCUUUUGCUCCUCAUAAUAAGAGAGGAUUUCACUCUUUUUUUCGUCAUUCCAUCUCUUCCGAAAACAAAAUACAAAUGAUCAAUUCAAUUCGAAAAAAUAAUGUAUAUGUUAUACAACUAUGAUACAAACUCGAACCUCUGGAACAUAUGAGGAGACAAGAAUAGAGAUUUACGGGCCACCGAAUGAGCCACCCUAUUACCAUCGUUACCAACAAACUUCAACAUAUUCUCCUUAAUUGUAUCCAAAAGAAGAGUGCUCUUACGAAAAGUAACUUCGAUCAUUGCAUCCUUCAAAUCUCGAACUUUACACUUGUCAAUAAUAACCUUAGCAUUAUCACGAAGCAAAACAUUGUGCAAUCCAAGUCUGUCACACUUUAGAAGCAAUCAGACAACAUCCGACUCUCCAGAAGCCAAGUUACUCCUUCAUAACGUUGAGCUCCUGAAAUUAUGAUACCACCAUGAGAAUCCUGGAUUAAGAUCCCAGCCGAAACAUCACAUGUUGUAGCGGUUGCACCAUCGAAGAAAGCUCGCACUUGAUUCGGUUGCACGCCAUCUCCAACACAACUGCUAUUUGCUGCCUAUAUCCAAGAGUCUGGGCUUUCAGAAUUUAUGCUAGGCUCUUGUAGCAGGCCGGAAGCCCAGACUCUGGAAGCCCACUUUCAUAAUCCGCGGGUCUCGGCCCAGACUUCAGCUCACCACUGCGCGGGAAAAGUACCUACCCAGCGACGCGGCGGGAAUAAUUCAGUCAAAAAGCAACGAUCGACCAAAAGGCCACAAAGAAAACGAAGAAGAAGAAAGAAAGAAAGAAAGAAAGAAAGAAAGAAAGAAGCCACCGAUAACAAAGAAAUGAAAAUCUCCCUUCAAAGUAAGGAAAGCAAGGAAUCUCUCGCCCAAAACCCACCAUUAUAUUAGCUUCAAUUCACAGCAGAAGGAAAACCAUAAUGCGCCCCCACGAAGGCCAAAACCUCAUCGGAAUUCCCACGCUAGUAACCUCACACGUGCGAUUACCCAAAAUUCCGGCCGCCGUCGAUGAAGCCAGUGUACCUCCAGGCCGGAAUCCCUCUCGCCAUCUCUGUUGCCGGUUUCGCCGUUGCCCGAAUAAUUUCACGGGGGAAAGUUUCACCCCAAUCCGAAACCGAACUCGAAGUUGAUUCAGAAACUGAUGAUGAAGAAUCAGGGUUUCAGGAAUUGAAGGAAAGAAUCGAGGAGCUGCAGAGCAGGGAAGUGGAACUGGAGCUUCGAUUCCUGCGGUACCGAAUAGCGAAAGAGCAGGAAAUGGAGCUGAUGGAGGCGAGGAGCGAGCUGGAGAUCGAGUCGACCCGGGCGGAGUUCAUUGCGCGGGAGGUUAAGUUUCUGGAAGCAGAGAAGCAGAGAUUCGAGGGUUUGCUGGAGGCGUGUUGGAAGAUCGUGCAGCGGCUGGAAUUGGCGAAUUUGGGGAAUGAGUUGCUGGAGAGGAAAGUUGGAGCCAUGGAAGCUGAGGUUUCGAGGUGCUUGGAAGAGAAAGAGAAAGGGAAUUGGCUGAUGGAGAAAUUGGAAGAAGAAAUUGUGGAUUUAGGGAGGGUUGUGGAUCGAUUGAAGGAGGAGAAAGAUGAGCUUCUGAAGCUGCAAAACUCUGUUUCUACGUCGAAGCCAAAGGUCGAAACUUUGCAGAAUGGGGAUGGAGAGUUCAUAUCCAUGGAAGACUACAAUCGGUUAGUAAACGAGCUGGAACAAGCAAGAAGAGAACAAGUGGCGGAAAUUACAGAGGUGACAUACUUGAGGUGGACUAAUGCCUGCCUCAGGCACCAACUGAUGAGAAGUUAUCAACAGCAGCAAGAGAAUGUUAGAGAACACAGUAAUGGCCGUGAGAGUGAAGGAGGAAUCAUGGCAACCAGCAGCGUUGAUCAUCAUCAUCAUCAUCAGCGUGGUUCCAGGAGGAAGAAGUUGCUUAACAAGCUGAAGAAAUGGGUGGAAGGGAGUGAGAAUAAGCAUGAGGGGAAAUGCAUUGGAUGGGUACCAGAAGGCCAUGAUGAUGAUGAUGAUGAAGAAGAAAUGGUUCCACACAGAAGAUCUUGUUCUAGUUUCUGAAAAUAAUUGUUACGAAAUCGG